Messenger RNA from Epinephelus fuscoguttatus (brown-marbled grouper), 4114 nucleotides. RefSeq names its product PDZ and LIM domain 2 (mystique) (gene pdlim2). Lineage: Eukaryota; Metazoa; Chordata; Actinopteri; Perciformes; Serranidae. The transcript is spliced from 10 exons. The coding region runs from base 483 to 1583 and encodes 366 amino acids. Gene Ontology annotation, biological process: muscle structure development; actin cytoskeleton organization; heart development. Gene Ontology annotation, cellular component: adherens junction; stress fiber; Z disc. Gene Ontology annotation, molecular function: actin binding; muscle alpha-actinin binding. The record is from RefSeq and is a predicted model, not a curated record.
GCAGUGUGUUUUCAGGAUAAAUGGCUCAAUUAUCACCGCGGCACCCUCCUCUCCUCCUCUCCUCUCCUACCUCCUCCCUGCUGCGACACGCCCAGUUAUGCUGCCCGUGUCAAACCUUUUAUUUUGGUAAUAGCACAUGGCACCGCGAGCUCAUCGCAGUGAUACCACUGCGCGCGCAGCCACAGGUGGUGUUCAUGCGUGCCACCUUCACAUCUGAAGCAACAGAAGAAGAAGAGAGAGACUGGGGGACUAGCAGCGCUUCAUCGCCGCUUCACUGACGGAGGAAACUCAUAAAGCUGCUUUCUGCUUUGUUGGGAGCGGGUGUUGUUGGAGGCUGAGGUGAAGUGGGACCUGCUGUCUGCUUGGUGUGUGUUCAGGGCUUUGUCGAGGAGCGCGCCGAGGUUUAACAGGUGGAGAAGGCACAUUAAAUCACUGCACUCACCUUGGGUUUGGACAAGAGUGUGUGCUGAUCCGAUCACUAAAUGGCGCUGACGGUGAACCUUAUCGGUCCUUCCCCAUGGGGCUUCAGAAUAUGUGGAGGACGGGACUUCAAGAAAGCCAUAACUGUAUCAAAGGUCAACAGGGGCAGCAAGGCAGAGCAAGCAGACCUGCAGCCCGGUGACAUUAUCUUGGAGAUCAAUGGGGAAAACACAGCCGGCAUGCUGAACGUGGAGGCGCAGAACAAGAUCAAGAGCUCGACUCAGCUGCAGCUGGUGGUGGACAGACCUGAACCUCCCAGUCCUGGACAGACUAAUGGCAUUAGCACCCCUGAGCAGCUCACCGGACGCUUCCAGGAGGCAGUAAUAGUGAGUCGAGAUGAGAAUCAGAACUACAGAGAGUACACCAUCUCCAGCCCUGCGUCACUGUCCCCUGGACCUUAUUCACCAGAUCCUCCUGCCAGCCCCGACGGGAAGAGGGACAGACUGACAGCGACCACCAACAAAGGUGUCCAACUGCGUCCAUGGUCUCCAGAGGACAGGAGUCACAGGAUGUCCAGGCCACUGUCACAGGAGUUCUCCCCUCCAGACUACAGAAAUAACUCUGUGUCCAGCAGAACCCCGACACCCCCAGGACGCUACUCACCUCAUAGCCCCAUUGAUCAGGACGCACCCAUGUCCCCACGUCGCAGCAGUUCGAGCUCUGACUACGCCAUGCAGAGGUUCGACAAGGACUCAGAGGUGUACAAGAUGAUUCAGGAGAAUAAGGAGUCCCGCACGGCACCUCGUCAGUCCAACACCUUCAGAAUGCUGCAAGAGGUCCUGGAGGCUGACGAGAAAGAGGCAGCCCUGCGGUUCCCAGGGAAACUUUCCCCCAACGUCCCCAAACCAGGCACAGCAGUGGCAGGAGUCAAAAAAACCCACAUCUGUGAGAAGUGCGGCACCAGCAUUUUAACACUGGCUGUGCGCAUCUCAGACGACCGCUUCCGCCAUGCAGAGUGCUACACUUGCACAGAUUGUGGUCUUAACCUCAAGAUGAGAGGUCAUUUUUGCAUCGGAGAUGUGAUGUACUGUGAGAAGCACGCCAACCAGAGGUACAAAGGCCCAGGUAGUUCCCCUCAAGUCACCGUGUCCCCUCGCCAAUGAGUCUGCCACUCCUCACCUGCCCCACUCUGAACGUAGAGUGCUGCUUAUCUGCCUGAAGCUCCGCAUCACCUGACUCAGUUAUAGACCUUGGGAUGGGGCGUGGAGGUGGACACUGGUCAGCAAAAUGGCAGAGGGUGCUUUUUUUUGAUCACAUUUAACCAUACUUUGCAAUAUUAUGAUUCACUUUCUUGCCUUUCUUAUAAUUGUAUGAGAAUUGGGGCUUUUGUUUUUCUACGACCUGGCCUCGACGGUCUCUUUAGGUUAUUCUUAGCUCUAAUGAUGCACAGCUGCCAUGGACUCAAGCCACAUCGCAUUGUACUAAGGCCAGAUUUACAUAACACCAACGCUUUGACAAACUCAACAGAACUGGCUCUCUGACUCUCCGAGGAUCUGGAUAAUCAUUUGAAUCUCCUGCUGACACAAAGGGACCAAAAUCUCACCUACACUGCAUGCCAUUUUAAAAAUGUACUGUACACAGGCAGUGCUGUGUGUGGGUGUGUGUGUGUGGGUGUUGUAUGGAUGCAUGCCUGCUUUCACAUGCAGGAGUGUGGUGGCUUCUGCAUGCCUUUCCUGCAUCUGUGUGUGUGAUUGCGUGUGUGCCUGAGAGAGAGAUGGGGAGGGGGGUCCAAAUUGUUACAGAUACAAAGGAGUUUGUGAAUUUUGCGCUUGAGUCAGGCCAAAAGCCCUUGAGUUUUUUCUAUAUUUCUUUUGUAAGUAGAAUUUAUGAGUAGAAAUAAUGAAAAAAUACAUAUUUGCUGACUUGUUUUGCUGUUUUGUUGCUUAUGAGGGACUAUAGAUUCAUACAAAUAUACAAAUAUUUUUGAUGUUUUUUUGUGAUUGAAUUGUAUUCUAUAAUAUAGACCAUUUAAAAUGCAUAAUGUAUGCACAGGACAUUUAGUGUGAAAAGAAUUAAUGCUACUACACUUGUCAAGUUACAGCAGUACUCAGAGAUACACUAUAAUGUUCGCAUUUCAUGUGGCACUUAAUAAAACCGCACAACCUAAAGCUUCUUCAGAGAUGAUGACUGUGUUGGAAUAAGUGUAAAUGUCUUCCUAAGUCAUUACUGUUUCCAAACUCUUUGGUGAUGGCUGCCCUGUCUUUACGUAGUUUUAUUGACUCCACAUUACACAAGUACACUUCUCAUUGUUGACAGCUGAAAGGAGUCAAACGGGAGUUGUUCUUUGUCUCUUUGUCAUACAGGUACGGUCCUUUAAGUUCAACAGACCUUCGUUUCACAGCUGACCUUUUGUUGCUUCUUAGCAGGAAGACACACAUGUAACUAAUUACAUUAAAGAUGACUCCAUUCCAUAGAUGUGUCUCAGGGCCCUGCAAGUGUGGUGCAUUCAUUAAUGUUGUUGGUUACAGCCAGUGUUUUAGUCAAGACAUCUACUGAGACGAAGUCAUGACCAAAACCAGACCACUGAGUCCACACUGCAUGACACACUUACAAUAAAAUGUGGAACAUGAAAACCAUAGGUACUCCUCCUACUGGUCUACAUUCUCAUUAAAAAUCCCACAGAAAACAAAUGAAGAUUCCUUCUCACUCACCUCUUUUAUUGCUGUACUUUAUGCAAGAGUAUGUGUAUGUAUAAGUGUACCAUAAGCAAAGUGUUGAUAAAAUAAUCAAAAGGCAUUGCAGAGGUGAAUUAUAUGUAUGGGGAUUUUCCUUUUAAUUCUAUGAGCAAACAAUACAAACACUAAGGAGCUGAAAUCAACUUCAUCAUGUUUAUUUAACACUCCUUUUUUGUACAGAUAAUUUAGUUUUAUCCCUACAGUCAUGGCCCUGACUGGUUUUGAAAUAAAAUCCUUAGUCCUCUUUGUCUGAGAGAAGAAUGCCAAAAAGAGACCCAAGACCUUCAAAUGGUGGUCUUGAGACUGAUCUCGAGUACGACAAUACUAGUUACAGCUCUGCUUUUCCUGCUCUGACUUGUUUAAAUGUCGGAAAUAGAAAUGGCCCAUUUACAACACAUGACAAUAACUCAUUAACCUUAUGUCUUACUGCGUGUAGAGAGACGUGACUUCAUCUGGGAUAAAAAUAGACAUGCACAUUGAUAUCUGUUGUAAUGUUAGGAAACACAUUACAUAACAAAGCUAUGUGAAAAAAAAAGUUGUACUGUUGCCAUUGGUGACCUCAGUCACCACGUUUUACUGAGACUGAAAGAAACACAGGACUGAGACUUAAAGAUACAUAUUGUUUUCUGUUCAGAUUCCCAAUCCGUUUCUUCGCAAGGUCAUUUAUCACUCAGACUUUUGCCUGCACACUUAAAACCAUAUGAGUGAUGGAUUAAAAAAUAGGGUGUGGACACAUCACUGUUUCUGAGAAGACAGGUUUGACAAGCAGGGUGUCACCCUCAUCUGACAGUUGGAGUGCAGUUAAGCAGCACAUUAGCAGGGUGGGGUACAACUUGGAUUGCCUUUUGGGACCUCUUGAUGUUGAAUGUGAAGCUGAAGGUAUCCAACAGUAGUCCAAAAUUCUGUCAGUCUGACAAAAGGCCCAACUUAAACCUGUUUUUUUUUUUUUUUUUUUUAUU